CUUCGAAGUAAUUACAAUGUUAGAAACAACGUGACCGGAGGCUGCCACUGUACAUACUAUUGCCUCCAGCGAGGUAGGUGUGGUGGGGGGUUGACGUGCAGCGAGUUGACAUGCGUGCAGUUGCACAAAGGUGCCGGGUGAUUGCAGUGGUCAGCCACUAGCAUCUGCUUGAUCAUGUCGCCCUCGUCGCGCUGCAAAGGCUGGUGGGACCACCCGAUUGGAUGUGCCGCCGUUCCAGAGGGACUGGGGAUCUAUACUAUAUCAUAUGUGGGACUUCAAGCUGGUCUAACCGGUGGCGACGAUUCGGUGAGCGGCGUGGUCGACCUGCUCUUGACGGGUUCCAGCGUCGGCUUUCUUGGUACUGUAGCAACAGUGCUGUCACUCCACGCAUGCGCGUGCAGAGCAUACUGUCGACCGAUCGCAGUUGUGGUUGUUAUGGAGAAGUGAGACUCAUUGCGUCGAUCAAUGUCAUACCAGCGAUGCAUCGGCGACUGCGUUUGCCAAUGCAUUCUGCACGUACAUGCGUGAAACGGCGGCUCCGAUAUUGCUUCCAAGAAGCCGACGCGAGAACCCCCCAAGAGUAGGUGGACAACGACGCUCGUCCUGUCGUCGCCUCACACGCCAGACGACAUCGAUUGGAGCAGCUUGGAGCAACGACACGAUCAAGCGGGUAGAAGCUGGUGUGAGGCCCCGUGCGUCCCGAAGGGGUUGACUUGAACGCGUUGGUGCAAAUGCAAGAAUGGCCCAGGUUCCUCUCGAUGGUUG
This is a messenger RNA of Aphanomyces astaci, 765 nucleotides long. RefSeq lists its product as hypothetical. The record is from RefSeq and is a predicted model, not a curated record. The coding region runs from base 222 to 584 and encodes 120 amino acids. NCBI's taxonomy places the organism in Eukaryota, Oomycota, Saprolegniomycetes, Saprolegniales, Verrucalvaceae. The transcript has a single exon.